AUGUCCAGCCAGGAGACUCUGUCCCCAGUGAAAGUUGCACCCCUGAAAUUACUUAUUGGUUUCCUUACCCUAUAAGCAGUCUAUGGACAAGGUAUUACAUUUUAGUCAUUUAGCAGACGCUCUUAUCCAGAGCAAUUAGGGUUAUGUGCCUUGCUCAAGGGCACAUCGACAGAUUUUUCACCUAGUCAGCUCGGGGAUUAGAACCAGCGACCUUUCGGUUACUGGCACAACGCUCUUAACCACUAAGCUACCUGCCGCCCGGUAGGUAGCAAUCCAUGCUUUGGUUUAGUUUACUUGGCACUGUUUCCAAAUGCUAAUGUUUUAGCAUAUGUGGCACAAAUCCCAUUCAAGUCAUGGGACCGAUAUUAGCCUUUUUCGCACAUCAAGUCCAAAUCAUUUAAAAGUAUCUCAAAUUAAUUCUGAAGCUCAACAAAGUCACCUAUAGAUGAUUGAACAUGAUGCGCGAAAAAUGCUAAAAUCAGUACCUUCUGCAACUUGUUGCACAUUUUUGGAUACUAUGUCUUGAACAUGAGGUAACUAUUCACAUAAUCAGAUAUCACUGUAUAGGAAACAGAUUUACUGACGUGUAGACUUUCUUGUCAGGUUGGAAACAGGACCAAGCUGGACAUCAAAGGUAAGUGAUACAUCUUACUUUUGUUAAUAUUUAGAUCACAUAAGAGAAUGUACAAUCCUCCAUAUAGUUACUAUACUACUAUACUAUAUACAAGAGUAUAUGUAUUUACUAUACAGCACUUCUAUCACCAUAUUUAUUGACAAUUGUCCUUGCUUGCAUAAUUUGCAAGAUUAACAAGAGAAUAUUCAGUAUCUGCAGUGCAGAGGUAAGUGACUUUUUUUUUUUUAGAUGCUCUUCUUUGAUGUCACCAUCUACAGAUGUAUCAGUAGUGAGGGGUUGUAUCUUUAUCUUUUCUGUCUUUCUUUUCAGGACCCGUCUCUCAGACAAGAGGUCCAGCCAGACUCGUCUUUGGAUACAGGGGUAAGCAGAAUUUAUUAUAUUUUGUAUUACUAUAAAAAUGUGUAAAAACAUGGUUAUAUUUAUUAAUAAUGUGUAGUAAUAGUCUCCCUCCAUUUUCUAAUUGUUCUUCACAGGCCCAGGAUGCAGACAGUCUCCAUUAUGUAGCUCUGAAUCUGAUCAACAAGAAGAACUGGUCUACAAGACAGAGAAGCAACAUGGAGGAAGAGAUGGUAUACUCUGGGAUCAGACAGUAA
Coregonus sp. 'balchen' is the source of this 1227-nucleotide messenger RNA. NCBI's taxonomy places the organism in Eukaryota, Metazoa, Chordata, Actinopteri, Salmoniformes, Salmonidae. The record is from the annotation of a GenBank genome assembly.